Molecule: messenger RNA, 1395 nt
Organism: Engraulis encrasicolus (European anchovy)
Lineage: Eukaryota; Metazoa; Chordata; Actinopteri; Clupeiformes; Engraulidae
Gene: tmem42a
Product: transmembrane protein 42a
Exons: 3
Coding region: 253-750 (165 amino acids)
Source: RefSeq, a predicted model, not a curated record
CAACUUGAGUGAAUUUUGGGUGAGGCGGAGGGCAGUGUCGUUUUUAAAUAGCUAUUGCUUGUUAUUUUGGUCGUCUGUUUGUGUAUCUGUGUGGCUUUUUAAAUUAACGAUAUUACUCGCAACAUUCAGCAAUUUCUUUAACGCGCCACCAGAGGUCUUCUCGCGGAACACCGCGGAGUUUGACAGUGGGGAGGAACUUCUGUGUUUUUUCAAUGCACCUCUGAAGUGAAGCGAAGCAAUGCUGUUAUUUGAAUGAAUAACGAUCGUUUAUCGACUGAGAUGUUCCCCGGAGUGGUGUAUGCGUUGCUGGCAGGCUUUCUUGGAGCUGUUGCCUCUUCCUCCGCCAAGCUGUCACUUGGUGCGGAUUAUCUCAAAGGUGUUUGUGAAACUGGUCUGAAAAACUGGAGAGGGGAAGAGUGGAUAUUCCAGCUUGACAACGAAAGUGCUCCUUGCGACUGGCUGCACAUUCCCCUGCGGCUGAUGUGCGGAGGGAUGCUGUUCACCUGUAAUGCGGUCAUGUGGACCUUCUUCGCCAAAGCUCUCCGACUCUCCUCCUCCUCCGCCCAGGCCACUGUGACCACCACUGCCUCCAACUUCAUAUCCUCGGCAUUCCUUGGGAGGCUGAUCUUCGGAGAGACCCAUGCUGCACUAUGGUGGGUGGGCAUCUCACUCACUCUGUCUGGGCUACUCAUCCUGCACGGCUCCGCAAACCAGGAGUCCGAGCCAGCUGUGGCCAAGAAAACCCAAUGAGACUGUCUUGUCUUAUAUAUUGUGUGUGUGACGGGUCGGGCACUGCAUCUGUAAGUCUGUGUGCUGUAAAGGUCUCUUUAGACUCCUCCUGCAACUGCAGGAGACGUGCUGUCACGGGCAGGCCAGCGGCAGAUUACGGACAAUUCAGGGGUGCGUUUCUCAAAAGCGAAGUUUUUAGCCAGCUAGCAACGUGGGUAGUUGCCAAUGGGAAACUGCAUUGAAAACAACAAAGUAGCUAACAUAGUUAGAACUACGGUUUUGAGAAAUUCACCCCAGCCAGGGAGUAGUAUACAUUCAGCACUGCAAGGGGUCGUUUCAGCUCUGAAGAGGGGGGCGUGGUGUCUGUUUGGGUACGUGAUCUGCCGCCACCCCCUCUGACAGUACGACUCCUGCAGCUGCAGGAGGAGUCUAAACCAGGCUUUAGGCAGAUGACAAGAGCAAUGAGUGAGUGUGUAUGGAAAGUAACGUGAUGGAAUGUGGUACUCUUCAACAGGAUGAAUAUGACUGUCUUAAAGGGGCAUGCCACUAUUUUGGGGCUUAAUACAGUUAAAAUCGUUGGCCAGGGUUUAUAUAGGUGGUAAAGUGUCUUAUUUUUCAUGUAAGCCGUUGUCUUGUUUUAAGGCAAGUUAAAAGAGGGAGCAUGUC